GAGAUUUAUCAGCUCUGCAGUCAAGUGUCUGUUCGUAUACAUGUACACUCUACUGAAAGCUGCUCAACAGUUAACGAAAACGUGAGUGAUUUAUGAUGCCAUGGAUUCAUUAUGCACAACAGACACAGGCUACCAUCCCCAUGGUUUGAUUAAUCAAGGGGCAACCUGUUAUUUGAACAGUGUGCUGCAGGUGUUCUUCAUGACCAAGGACUUCAGAGAGGCUGUUGAAAGUCAAGUAUUUCCUAAUGAUCAAGAACAAGAGACCAUUGAUCACAAGCUUAAAAGGCUGUUUCAAAAAUUAAAAGAAAAAGAAGCUGACACAAAGGACAUUUCUUGGACAUUGGACAUUCAAACCGUAUAUGAGCAAUGUGACGCUGCUGAGUUUUUUGAGAAGAUUUUAAACACGGUCAAGAAUAAUGUGUCUAAGAUCUUCGAAGGACAAUUGUCGCACACUAUCUCCUGUGCAAAUAGUCAUAUUUCCAAUAUUGAACCUGGUCCAUUUUGGGUUCUGCCCCUCUCCAUGGACGUAACCUUAGGCCCUGGUCAAAGCUACAGUGUGAAUGACGGGUUUGAGGAGUUUUUUGAGAAAUCAACUAUCACUGGGGACAAGCUGUACUGUGCUAAAUGCAAUAAAGAAGUGGAAGCAACAACUGCAUGUAAGAUGGUACAUCACCCAGAGAUUCUGACUCUGCUACUCAAGAGGUUUGAGUUUGACUACCAUAGGAUGACAUAUGUCAAAAUCAACUGCUCUGUGGACGUUCCUCACAAAUUACAGACAGAGAAUGGGGCAUAUGAACUCUAUGCAAUUGUGGACCAUGAAGGAAAUCUAAGAAGUGGACAUUACACUGCUACAAUCAGGUCCUAUGAGGAUCAGAAGUGGUAUUUGUUUAAUGACAGCAACGUAAGCCUGAUCACAUUGGAACCAAACUUAAGAUCACAAAGUGCUUAUCUGCUUAUUUAUAGGACAUGUGGAUACAGACAAGAAGAGGAUAAGAGGUCAGUUGGAAACAGAGAGGAAGAUGGAAAGAGUGUAUGUGGAAAGAAAGAAAAAGAGGGGGAGAAGAAGUUGUCAGGUGGAAACAGAGGAGACGAGGAGGGGAGCUCAUGGUCAAAGAGAAGAGGAAAUGAAAAGGAUGCAGCUAAAAAGAGACCAAAACUUGAAUGGAUUGUAAAUUAUAUUUACUCAUACAUAACAACAUUUGGACCAUGGAGAAAAAGAGGAGAAUAUACAAUUGAUCCAGAUGAAAAUAAAGGAGAAGGGGGCAAAAGUACAGAUGGAGAGAAUGGAGAUGGAGGGAAGGAGAGGUCAGGUGGAAACAGAGAAAAAGAUGAUAAGAUGUCAGGUGGAAACAGUGAGGAAGAGAAUAAGAAGUCAGGAGGAAACAGAGAAAGAGAUGAUAAGAUGUCAGGUGGAAACGGUAGAGACGAUGAUAAGAGGUCCGGUGGAAACAGAGGAGGAGAAGGUGUUGAGAGGUCAGGUGGAAACAGAGUAAAAGAUGAUAAGAUGUCCGGUGAAAAAAGUAAGGAAGAGGAUCAGAGGUCAGGUGGAAACAGUAAGGAAGAGGAUCAGAGGUCCGGUGGAAACAGUAGAAAGGAUGAUAAGAGGUCCGGUGGAAACAGAGGAGGAGAAGGUGUUGAGAGGUCAGGUGGAAACAGAGAAAAAGAUGAUAAGAUGUCCGGUGAAAAAAGUAAGGAAGAGGAUCAGAGGUCAGGUGGAAACAGUAAAGAAGAUGAUAAGAGGUCAGGUGGAAACAGAGGAGAAGAUGAUAAGAGGUCAGGUGGAAACAGUGUGGAACAUGGUACAAGGUUGGGUGGAAACAAUAGUGAGGAUGAUGACAGGUCAGGUGGAAACAGUGAGGAAGAGGAUAAGAGGCCAGGUGUAAACAGUGAGAAAGAGGAUAAGAAGGCAGGUGGAAACAGAGGAGAAAAUGAUAAGAGGUUAGGUGGAAACAGUGUAGAAGUUGAUACAAUGUCAGGUGGAAACAGUAGUGAGGAUGAUGACAGGUCCGGUGGACACAGAAGAGGAGAAGGUGAUAAGAGGUCAGGUGGAAACAGUGGGGAAGAGGAUAAGUGGCCAGGUGGAAACAGUGAGAAAGAGGAUAAGAAGGCAGGUGGAAACAGAGGAGAAGAUGAUAAGAGGUUAGGUGGAAACAGUGUAGAAGUUGAUACAAUGUCAGGUGGAAACAGUAGUGAGGAUGAUGACAGGUCCGGUGGACACAGAAGAGGAGAAGGUGAUAAGAGGUCAGGUGGAAACAGUGGGGAAGAGGAUAAGAGGCCAGGAGGAAACAGAGAGGAAAAGGAUAAGAGGUCAGGUGGAAACAGUGGAGAAGAUGGUAAGAGGUCAGGUGGAAACAGUGAAGAAGGUGAUAAGAGGUCAGGUGGAAACAGAGGAGGAGAAGGUUAUAAGAGGUCAGGUAGAAACAGUGUAGAAGUUGAUACAAGGUCAGGUGGAAACAGGUAUGAUGACAGGUCCGGUGGACACAGAAGAGGAGAAGGUGAUAAGAGGUCAGGUGGAAACAGUGAGGAAGAGGAUAAGAGGCCAAGUGGAAACAGAGGAGAAGAUAAUAAGAGGCCAGGUGGAAACAGAGGAGAAGAUGAUACAAGGUCAGAUGGAAACAGUAGUGAGGAUGAUGACAGGUCCGGUGGAAACAGAAGAGGAGAAGGUGAUACGAGGUCAGGUGGAAACAGUGGGGAAGAGGAUAAGUGGCCAAGUGGAAACAGAGGAGAAAAUGAUACAAGGUCAGGUGGAAACAGUAGUGAGGAUGAUGACAGGUCCGGUGGAAACAUAAGAGGAGAAGGUAAGAGGUCAGGUGGAAACAGAGGAGGAGAAGGUUAUAAGAGGUCAGGUGGAAACAGUGUAGAAGUUGAUACAAGGUCAGGUGGAAACAGGUGUGAUGACAGGUCCGGUGGACACAGAAGAGGAGAAGGUGAUAAGAGGUCAGGUGGAAACAGUGAGGAAGAGGAUAAGAGGUCAAGUGGAAACAGAGGAGAAGAUAAUAAGAGGUCAGGUGGAAACAGUGAGGAUGAGGAUAAAGGUCAGGUGGAAACAGAGGAGAAGAUGAUACAAGGUCAGAUGGAAACAGUAGUGAGGAUGAUGACAGGUCCGGUGGAAACAGAAGAGGAGAAGGUAAGAGGUCAGGUGGAAACAGUGGGGAAGAGGAUAAGAGGCCAGGUGGAAACAGUUAGGAAGAGGAUAAGAGGUCAGGUGGAAACAGUGGAGAAGAUGAUGAGGUCAGGUGGAAACAGUGGAGAAGAUGAUAAGAGGUCAGGUGGAAACAGUGAGGAAGAGAAUAAGAGGUCCAUUGGAAACGGUAGAGAGGAUGAUAACAGGUCCGGUGGAAACAGAAGAGGAGAAGGUGAUAAGAGGUCAAGUGGAAACAGUGCAGAAGAGGAUAAGAGGUCAGGUGGAAACAGUGUAGAAGAUGAUACAAGGUCAGUUGGAAACAGUAGUGAGGAUGAUGACAGGUCUGGUGGAAACAGAAGAGAAGGUGAUAAGAGGUCUGGUGGAAACAGUGCGGAAGAGGAUAAGAGGCCAGGUGGAAACAGUGAGGAAGAGGAUAAGAGGUCAGGUGGAAACAGUAGAUAGGAUGAUAAUAGGUCUGGUGGAAACAGUAGGGAAGAGGAUAAGAGGUCGGGUGGAAAUAGUGAAGAAGAUGAUAUUAUGUCAGGUGGAAACAGUAGAGAAGAAGGUGAUAAGAGUUCUGGUGGAAACUGAUGGGGGAGAAGGGGUUUAGAGGUCAGGUGGAAACAGUAAGGAAGAGGAUAAGAGGUCAGGUGGAAACAGAGGAGAAGAUAAGAGGUCUUUUUUGAGGGCAAACCUGUGGCAAUCUUUCUGCAGUUUUGUGGAAAAUUUUAGGCAAACUAAAUAAUGUGACACAAAAUGUUGCCAGAAGUUUGCAAAUGUUUGCCACUAGUAGUGAAUCUGCGGCAAACCUUUGGCAACGGUAAUAUGUAUUGCCACUAGUGGCAAACAGUUCGCCAGAGGUUUUUUUCUUGCAAACAAUUCUCUUAAGAUUCUAUUUGAUUCUGUGGCAAACAUGUGGCAACAAUAUAUAGUGGCAAACAGUUUACCAGAAGCCAUUUCGGGUGAGCACACGAGUUCCAAGACCAGGAAUCGUUGAUGACUAAUCAUGGGGAUUACAAAAAUAGUUUGGAAAAUGGAAACCAAGUUAUCUAGCUCGCUACCUACCAAAGUCUGCUGCAACAAAUUCCUUUUUGUUACGUUAAUUAAACUUCCUCAUAAACUUUAAAAUUGUUAGCUGAUAAUUAUCACUGAGAAGCAUAUGAAAGUCAUACAGUCAAUGGUUCUGUAUUUCUACAUUGUUUAGAGGUCUACUCUAAACAUGAGACACAUUUCAGCCAGCUUCCUGUUACAGUAUUACUACAUCCCAUACAUCCAGUACAUGCCAUUUGAUGUACACCUUGAUCUGAAAUACCAGUUUUGACAUGACAAUGAACACAGCAGGGGAGUUGGCUAAACACACAAACAUAUCUGGUACCAGGCUAGUCUACCACUGAGUCAAAUUAGAAACACUCUUUCCACAACAGAAGGAAGAAGAGGUCGCCAGAUUAUAUAUAAUGCUGCUCCAUAGUAAAUGACUUGCUAGGUGUCAGUAAUUGCCUCUUACAUCAGAACACCUGACAAAGCCUGGCCUUUGACCCUACCCCUCCCUCUCCAGUACCAGGGGUCAGUACAGACCCCACUGUGGCUGCAGUCCUGGGGGUCAGUUCUGCUGUCUGUCUCCUGGCUGCCCUGAUGGUGGACUACAGGAGGUACCACUCCUGCAGUUGCACUCGACUCAAUGUGAUGUGAAUGACUGCUGAUGGAAAUUCAGAAUCCAUUAGGGAUUUUUUUGUUUGUUUAUUGUCUGAACUUAAAAUUCAUUUCAUGCAUGUUCAGAAAUUGUUGAGACUGUCAACAAGAUAUGUAUUGUUCGUGCAUACAUUUUUGAUAAAAGCACCAAAUUUG
This is a messenger RNA of Oncorhynchus tshawytscha (Chinook salmon), 4969 nucleotides long. RefSeq lists its product as uncharacterized. Lineage: Eukaryota; Metazoa; Chordata; Actinopteri; Salmoniformes; Salmonidae. The record is from RefSeq and is a predicted model, not a curated record. The transcript is spliced from 12 exons. Gene Ontology annotation, biological process: protein K63-linked deubiquitination; endosome organization; Ras protein signal transduction. Gene Ontology annotation, molecular function: cysteine-type deubiquitinase activity; cysteine-type endopeptidase activity. The coding region runs from base 101 to 3586 and encodes 1161 amino acids. Gene Ontology annotation, cellular component: postsynaptic density; nucleus; cytosol.